GCCUGCCCCCGGCCUGGGGCACCACACCCUGGGUCCCCCGCUCCUGGGGCUCAUCACAGCUCUGCACGCCCCCCGACCCGGGGCUUCCAGGUCUUUCUCCACCCCCUGGGAGAAGCUGCCCCUCAGAUCAGCCAGGCUGGUGGAGGUGGAGCGUCUCCAGGGUGGCUCCCCUCAGGCGAGACUCCCCUCAGGUGUGACUCCCUCAGGUGUGACUCCCCUCAGGUGUGACCCCCCUCAGGUGUGACCCCCCCCUCAGGUAUUGCUCCCUCAGGUGUGACUCCCCUCAGGGGUGACCCCCCUCAGGUGUGACCCCCCCUCAGGUAUUGCUCCCCUCAGGUGUGACUCCCCUCAGGGGUGACCCCCCUCAGGUGUGACUCCCCUAAGGUGUGACUCCCUCAGGCAUGAUCCCCCUCAUGUGUGACUCCCCUCAGGUGUGACUCCCUCAGGUGUGACCCCCCUCAGGCGUGAUCCCCCUCAGGUGUGAUCCCCCUCAGGUGUGACUCCUUCAGGUGUGCUCCCCCUCAGGCAUUGCUCCCCUCAGGUGUGACCCUCCUCAGGUGUGACUCCCUCAGGUAUGACACCCCUCAGGAAUUGCUCACCUCAGUCGUGACUCCCCUCAGGUGAGACUCCCCUCAGGUGUGAACCCCCUCAGGCAUUGCUCCCAUCAGUCCUGACUCCCCUUGGGUGAGACUCCUCUCAGGUGCGAACCCCCCAGGUGUGAUCCCCCUCAGGUGUAACUCCCCUCAGGUGUGACCCCCCCUCAGGCAUUGCUCCCCUCAGUCGUGACUCCCCUCAGGCAAAACUCCCCUCAGGUGUGACUCCCUCAGGUGUGACUCCCCUCAGGUGUGACCCCCCUCAGGCAUUGCUCCCCUCAAUCGUGACUCUCCUCAGGUGAGACUCCUCUCAGGUGUGAACCCCAUCAAGUGUGACUCCCUCAGGUGUGACUCCCCUCAGGUGUGACCCCCCCAGGCAUUGCUCCCCUCAGUCGUGACUCUCCUCAGGUGAGACUCCUCUCAGGUGUGAACCCCCUCAGGUGUUGCUCCCCUCAGGUGUGACUCCCUCAGGUAUUGCUCCCCUCAGGUGUGACUCCUUCAGGUGUAACACCUCAGGAGUGAUUCCCCUCAGGUGUGACCUCCUCAGGUGUGACUCCCCUCAGGUGUGACUCCCUCAGGUGUGACCUCCUCAGGUGUGACUCCCCUCGGGUGUGCCGGGUGUCAGGGCGGGUCCUGAGCUUGCCGCUUGCUGGGUUUCAAGAUGCCCUCCUUUCUGGUGCUGGUGGAGCCCAGGUCCUGGUGCUGCCCCUGAGCCCUGCUGCAGCCCAGACUUGGUCCACACCCGAGUGCCCUCCUUGCCCCAGGACCCCGUGGUUGUGGGUGGACGGAGCCCGAGCUGCUGCAGGUCAGGCCUGGUUGCCACACCUGAGCACGCGGGAUGGGCCUUUGACGGGGUACAGAGACACCCAGGUGGCCUCUUGGGCACACAGUUGCACCCAGGCUCCCAGCGCCAGCCCUCACACGCAGGAGCAAGCUGGCCCCAGUGCGGGUGUUUACUUAUUGAGCUCCUACUGCGUGCCACGCUCUUCUAGUGCGGGACAUGGAAUGGACCAGACAGAUGGCAGUUGUUCCCUGUGUCCAGGGUCUGUGCUUCGGUGGGGCAGAAGUGGGGUCCCUGGACCUGUGUCAGGAGGUCCCCAUCCUGGAGUACACACAGUGGGCGCUGGGAAGCUGUGGCUGUGAAGGGGCCGUCAGCAGGGCUCCCCUGUGGAGGUGGCACUGCAGCGGGGACGCCGGGAGGUGGCAGGGGAGCCACAGGGAAGCACCUGCCACGCCUCUUGUUGGGAACCCUUGACAUCCAAAGACUUGGAUGUCACUGUCUCAUUCCACAGAGAGGGACUGAGGCACAGAGAGGGUAAGAGGCUGGCCCAGGGUUGCUCAGCAGAUUUGUUCUCACUCCCUGCCCCAAAGCCUGUGCUCCGGGGCCACGCAUGCCACAUUUCUUUCAUCGCCAGCUGGAAUUCCAACCCUGUCCUUCCAACCGGGUGGCCCAGCAGCCUCCUACACUUUGGAAGGGGGCAGGCAUGUUACGACGAGAAUGGCUGCCCAUCUGCAGAGGGACAAGCUGGCUGAGCUGCACGGGAACAUGUUUGUAGAAGAGUGUGUCAAGUGCAGGACGCAGUAUGUCCGGGACACCGUGGUGGGCACCAUGGGCCUCAAGGCCACCGGCCGGCUCUGCAGCAUGGCCAAGGCAAGAGGGCUGCGGGCCUGCAGGGGGGAGCUGAGAGACACCAUCCUGGACUGGGAAGAUGCCCUGCCCGACCGGGACCUGGCUCGAGCCGACGAGGCCAGCAGGACCGCCGACCUGUCCAUCACCCUGGGCACCUCCCUGCAAAUCCGGCCCAGUGGGAACCUGCCACUGGCCACCAAGCGCCGGGGAGGCCGGCUGGUCAUCGUGAACCUCCAGCCCACCAAGCACGACCGCCAUGCUGACCUGCGCAUCCACGGCUACGUGGACCAGGUCAUGACCCGGCUCAUGAAGCUCCUGGGGCUGGAGAUCCCCGCCUGGGACGGGCCCCGCGUGCUGGACCGGGCCCUGCCACCCCUGCCGCGCCCUCCGGCUCCCAAGCUGGAGCCCAAGGAGGAGCCCCCCAGCGACCCCGGGCAGGAGCCCAGCGUGGAGCCCCGGGCCCAGCACAAUGGCUGCAAGCCCCCCAGCCCCAAGAGGGAGCCGCCAGACAGCCCUGCCCCCCGCCGGCCUCCCAAGAGGGUGAAGGCCGAGGCGGCACCCAGCUGACCAGGCGCUGGGCCGGGCUCUCACGGAAACCAUGGACUCCUCUUUCUUACGGUCUCACUGUUACUUGUCCCUGUCCCCGGGGACCUCAGGGAGCUGAGAGCAGGACUCCAGGCCCAGGGCGGUGGGCCUCCACUGUCUGGUUGGCUCUUGGGCCUCUGGGGAGCCCAGGAAGAGCCCGGCCCGCAGUGCCACCCAGGCCUGCUGCCCGCCACGGCCAGCCUCCGACUCAGGACUUCUGGGAGCGGGUGGCAGACGCCCUCCUCCCCAGUUUCCAGCCUAAGGGGGAGCGCCCUGGGCCCUGGGCUCCUCUGGGGACUCCGCACACUCCCUCCCCGUCAGCUCUUGAUCUGCCUCCCAAGGCCACCUUCAGGGACCCCCACGGGGAGCCGGACCCCCCCCUCCCCCCGCUGAGGGCAGGGCUGCGGGGAGAGGGUCCCGGGCCUCCCCAAGUCUUCAACGCAAUAAAGACAGACUCCUUGCAG
Messenger RNA from Marmota flaviventris (yellow-bellied marmot), 3272 nucleotides. Lineage: Eukaryota; Metazoa; Chordata; Mammalia; Rodentia; Sciuridae. The record is from RefSeq and is a predicted model, not a curated record.